AUGUCCACCUCCAGUAAUGAGGGGAAAAGCGCAAUCGUCAGCGACGAAGCUCUCAAACUCUUCGUAACGGAUAUCUUGCCAGUGAUGGGAGAUGAUACGUUCUUGGCUUCGCCUCUCCAAAUCAGUUCCAGUGGACUAAAGCACGUUGCGGCAAACGACGGCUCUAUUGGAGUCAACUAUCCUGGAUUUUUUGGCUCUGAUAGAAACACAGAACCCCCCGUAAUUAAUUUUGAGGUCAGUGUUUUCGCUAAGGAGGUUGCUGAGAUGAUUGGAAGCAUGUUUACUCAGAGAUCUAAGAUACCCGGCACCAGGCACAAUGACCAGGAAACAUUCAUUGCUAGUAUGCAUGGAACACUUUUCUAUAUCAGUGCAGCAUACUUCUCGCCUGAGUACAUCAAAUAUCUCGAGGCGCCACCCCAACACGCUGAGACAAACUUGUGGUGGGCCCUGAUAAACUAUGUCGCAAGUGGGGAAGCAAAAAUCAAUAUUGUGACUGCAGCAAUUGACGCAGCUCCACGCUAG
Aspergillus ochraceoroseus IBT 24754 is the source of this 522-nucleotide messenger RNA. RefSeq lists its product as uncharacterized. The record is from RefSeq and is a predicted model, not a curated record. The transcript is spliced from 4 exons. Bases 1 to 522 code for a protein of 173 amino acids. Lineage: Eukaryota; Fungi; Ascomycota; Eurotiomycetes; Eurotiales; Aspergillaceae.